AUGUACGAUAGUUUAGUCAAGUUUGUCCCGCUGAAGUUUGACAAGAAUUGUGUACCUACUUAUCCUUUGCAUUUAGGAAAUCUAUUCGAUCAAAACAAUCGACUCUUCUGCCAACUUGAUAACCCUUUGAACAACGCUCUCUAUAGGAAGAUUUGUGCUGAUCUUGACAAUCACAUGAAAAAGUACCUUGCAAAUCGUGAGCGGCGUUUGUCGAAAACAUGUAUGAAAAAGUUUCAUAACUUUCUCGCUAAAAGAAUUAGACAAGCACAAAACCUGCCUGUGUUGAGGACUGACAAUGGGAAUUUGAUCAAAACCGAUCUCGAGAAAGCUAACGCACUUGCCGAAUUCUUUGCUUCUAAGUACUCAUUAAAACUGGAUGAAAGCUGUCAUAGUCUUCUAUUGCCAACUACUGAUUCCCUUGCCAUUCAGGUUCCUCAAAGGUCCUUCGACUUUGUCAUCUAUCCAAAUGAAAUCUUUAGCGUUCUGAAACGUUUAACUCCUUCGUUUUCGUGUCCUUACGAUGGUAUUCCCCAGAUAGUUCACCAAAAAUGUGCAGAUGUUUUGUGUCUUCCUCCUGCUCAUAUUUUUAAUGCGUCGCUCAUCUUCAGCAAAGUUCCUAACAUUUGGAAAGAGGCACUUGUUACCGCAAUGCCCAAAAAAAGCAAUUUAAAUGCUCUCUUGAACUUUCGCCCCAUCAGUAUUGUAUCCUCCGCAAGAUGGUAA
Necator americanus (New World hookworm) is the source of this 723-nucleotide messenger RNA. RefSeq lists its product as uncharacterized. Gene Ontology annotation, cellular component: extracellular matrix. Gene Ontology annotation, biological process: larval heart development; cell adhesion involved in heart morphogenesis. The transcript has a single exon. Lineage: Eukaryota; Metazoa; Nematoda; Chromadorea; Rhabditida; Ancylostomatidae. Bases 1 to 723 code for a protein of 240 amino acids. The record is from RefSeq and is a predicted model, not a curated record.